Messenger RNA from Striga asiatica, 839 nucleotides. NCBI's taxonomy places the organism in Eukaryota, Viridiplantae, Streptophyta, Magnoliopsida, Lamiales, Orobanchaceae. The record is from the annotation of a GenBank genome assembly.
GGCCCAUUUAAUUUAGAAAAUACCAAGACCAAUGCAUCUCCACGUCGGCCCACAUACUUGACCCCCGGAAAUGGCGUGCGGAAGAUUGGGGACGGCGAUUCGAAGUGUGCAGACGGCGUCGGAGAGCCCCCGCCUUACCAGAUUCUCUCUCCAUGCUCCCAAAGCUGUAGAGGUAGAAUUCAACAAUGGCAGUGCUUAUAUUCUAUCAGCUGAGUACUUGAGAGUAUAUAGCCCAGCAGUUGACAGUAAGAUUCGAUCGAUCGGAGGAGAAAAGGUGAUAUUCGGAAGGCGUCAUGUGGGAAUCAUGUCUGCUGAACCUGUGGGGAACUACGGGGUGAGAUUACUUUUCGAUGACUUGCACAAAACAGGGAUCUUUACAUGGGAUUACUUUCAUCAUCUCGGUGCCAAUAAAUUCCCGCUGAUGAAAAAUUACAUAAGAAUUCUAAAGAAACACGGACUUACUAGAGAUCCUACUCGGAAGAAGUAAAUGCCAAAUCUUCCACAAGCGUGUAUGGGUUAAGGGUCCGCUUUCAUUUUGGUAUUAGCAUAUACCUCAGUUCAGUUGCCUCUAGUGGCACACAUGGGCACGUUGACAUGGUAUUUGGAGCAUCAUAGUGAUGUGGAGAGAAAUCUUGAAAUCGACCCUCGAAUCCCACAAGAAAAUGUAUGGGCUUACGAAUGAUAUUUCCUAUUCUUCGUGUUUACAAUAUGAAAUGUUAUAGUUUUUAUAGUCGAUUCGUUGUACUAUUUGAACAAAGUACAUAAAUUAAAUGUUGUAAUUUUAUUUAUAUUAUUUUUGGAAACGAAAUUUUCAAAUGAAAAUAUGUAACAUUAAGGAA